AUGUUCGCUGGGGAAAGACCUCAUGCCCGAAUGGUGCUCAGAUUGUCUAUAAAGGCACAAAAAGGGGAUGACUUUGUCCUUCAUUUAAUUCAUGUAUGCAACAAAAGCAAAAUCAAAGUAACAAGGAAACAUAAACAAAUUGAUGACAAUAUCUCGUCAUUUUCUUUACUCUAACAACGGGACGGAUUUAGCAUGUUCAAGGAUUUUAUGAAUCCCUCAUACCUCUAAUUAUAAUUCAAGUUUUAAUUUUGAAGCUUAUAUAAUAUUUUGGUAGCCUUUUAGUACCAAAGGUACAUUGCCCAGCAGAGCUAUUAAGUUCUACCACAAGUUAAUGCGUUUUUCAGAACAUUAACACGAAGAUGGUUCGCAACACUGUUACUUACAAGUUUGAACGUAUUAUUCUUCAUGAUUGGAAUUUCUAAAUUCACAUGUUAUUCACUUAACGUCAUAAUGGAUGUUUUCAGUGUUUUUAGGUGAAUUGAGUUAACUUAUCCCUAACUUUUCUACUUAUUAGGUAUCAUGUGGAGAGUAUUUCAAUCACAUUGGAGGUGGAGUGAAUUACCUUUGCCUUCCAAAGACUCCAAAGUACGACAAGUACAAAGAUGGUCACCAGGGUGGCGGAUACGUAUAUGGCGCUGAGUACAAACUCUCGUUUAACCCAUUCAAGAAAAGUCUUAACCAACACGAUCCACCUUGCGUUGUCUGCUUUGUCAAAUCACGUGGCUCGAUACUGAUGAUGCCUGCAAGGAACGAUUGCCCCACUGGAUGGACCGAAGAAUAUCAUGGGUACCUGAUGAGUGCAUAUUAUUCCCACAAGAAGCAAAGUGAUUUCAUCUGCGUUGACAAAGACGCUGAGUCUAUCUCUGGCACCCAGGCGAACAAGAAUGGCGCAUUACUCUACCUUGUGGAAGGACAGUGUGGCAGCUUACCGUGUGGUCCAUAUGUCAAUGGUCGAGAGUUGACUUGUGCUGUGUGCACCAAGUGA
Molecule: messenger RNA, 985 nt
Organism: Porites lobata
Lineage: Eukaryota; Metazoa; Cnidaria; Anthozoa; Scleractinia; Poritidae
Source: the annotation of a GenBank genome assembly